Messenger RNA from Pungitius pungitius (ninespine stickleback), 1653 nucleotides. RefSeq names its product OXA1L mitochondrial inner membrane protein (gene oxa1l). NCBI's taxonomy places the organism in Eukaryota, Metazoa, Chordata, Actinopteri, Perciformes, Gasterosteidae. The transcript is spliced from 11 exons. Gene Ontology annotation, cellular component: mitochondrial inner membrane. Bases 26 to 1537 code for a protein of 503 amino acids. Gene Ontology annotation, biological process: protein insertion into mitochondrial inner membrane from matrix. The record is from RefSeq and is a predicted model, not a curated record. Gene Ontology annotation, molecular function: membrane insertase activity.
CCGUAGAAAGGUAUUUCUCUCAAAGAUGGCCGCCAUCAGGAGCGGGGUGACUCCGGGUCGCUUAGCGAGACGUUUCCUGAGUCCGAGUGGAAAACCGAGCCGAGGCAGCCAUCCCCUUUCAGACAUUUGGAAACACCGGUUGCUCCAGAACUCCCAUCUGCACACACCUUCUGAGGGAUGCAGCCCCGCCACCAGGACUCUGCUGGGCCGCAGACCCCAUGGGAAGUUCCUGUGGGUGAACGUCGUGGCGGUCAGACACAACAGCUCACAGGUCCCGCCUGAGGAUGGAACCAGAGCAGCUCCGGGCCUGGAGUCCUCCUCCUUCUCUCCCCCUGCUGACCCGACCCCGGUCAUCACACAACCCAUCACUGAACAGAUUGCGGUUGAACCCGUUUCCAUGGCUACACCAUUGGUGGACCUCUCCUCCCCUCUCUUGAAUUCCUCCCCUGAGCUUUUAUCCGCUGACCCCGCCGCUGUUUUGUCGCAGCCAGCCAUUGAGCAGAUGAUGGACGCUGCACCGACUGCAGUGGAGGUCUUCCAGGCUGCGGCUACAGAAACCAGUUUAGCGGAGCUGGGACUGGCCGGCUACACACCAGUGGGGCUGAUCCAGAACCUGUUAGAGUUCAUGCACGUGGAUCUUGGUUUGCCCUGGUGGGGGGCCAUUGUUGUCGGAACGGUGUUGGCUCGGAUGGCUGUGUUUCCGGUCAUCGUGAAGGGCCAGAGGGAAGCAGCCAAGCUGAACAAUGUUAUGCCCGAGAUGAGCAAACUCACCGCCAGGAUGAACGAGGCCAAACAGAGUGGAAACAAAUUUGAUUUUGCCAAAGCCUACUCUGAACUGAACCUUUUCCAGAAGAAGCAUGAUGUAAAUCCUCUCCGUGGCUUCCUUAUUCCUGUGGUGCAGGCACCAGUGUUCAUCUCUUUCUUCAUCGCGCUGAGGAAGAUGGCCUACCUGCCGGUCCCCAGCUUGCAGACCGGAGGCCUGCUCUGGUUCACAGACCUGACGGCAGCAGAUCCUUUUUAUAUUCUGCCUCUGGCCGUCACUGGAACUAUGUUCUUCAUCCUGGAGUUGGGUGCAGAGUCCGGUAUCGACAACCCAAACCUGCGAGCCAUGAAGACCGUGUUCAGGAUCAUGCCCUUAAUCAUCCUCCCCCUCACCAUCAACUUCCCCACGGCGGUGUUUACGUACUGGCUGACGUCCAACGUCUUCUCCUUGGGUCAAGUCGCCCUGCUCAGACACCCGUUGGUCAGAAACAAGUUGAAGAUCCCCGAGAGGAUCAAACACAAGGCCUCUGACCUUCCCCAAAACGACGGCCUGAUAGAAAGCAUGAAGAAAGGCUGGAAAAAUGCUCAGCUGGCCCAACAGCUGGAAGAGAGAGAAAGAAGAAUCAAAAAUCACCUGGACCUCGCUGCUAAAGGUCCACUGAGGCAGACUUUUACCCAGAAUCCCCUGCAGCAGAACUCCCCCAUCAGUGCAACGUCACCUAAGAACAAGCCGCCUAGUGGCAAGGCGAGGCCAUGGAAGGACACUAUUGGAUAAAUCACACUGAUGGCACAACAAUACAAUGAUAUGCACAUAUUUAUGGAUGGAAGAGAAGACGUGGUGGGAAAGGGAUUGUCAUUAUGGAUACUUCUGAUUAAAAUGUCAAAUCUGCA